GCUGGUUCAUCCAGACAAAGGUGGCAGCAAGGAGGCCUUCCACUUGGUCUACCAGGCACUGGAGAUCUUAACCGACCCCGAGGCGCGCAGGAAGUAUGACUCUGGAAUCACUGCUAGAAAACACAUGGCUGCACCAGGACGCGAGCAGACAAAUUCUGGAGACAAAAAGAACACUACGCGGAAACGUGGCCCUGCGGCGCCAAAGGCCAGCUGUCCCAAGCCGCAGAAUGCCAAAUUCAGCAGGAUGCCUAGGCCGGAUAGCGAUUUUGAGCAUCCAGCAGCUCCAGCAGCACCUCAAACACUGUCCCGCAAAGCAAAGCUCCUGAGGAAAAUCCACGACCUCUUGAAGCAGUUACCUCGAGAUGUGCGGAACGAAGUGAUUACCAAAGAGUUCUCGCAGAAGCAGCGGCUCAUCCUUGAGCAAUGGAUGGUGGAAAACUCGCCACAAGCCCCAUUGGAGUCACAGGCCGUAGUGGCCUUAGCCACUGAACGUGCUCAAGCAGCAAUGGAUCAAGCUCAGAUUGGCUUGGCAGACAAGCACAGUUGCAAUGCUUUGCCGGUGCCAGCCACGGCCAUGCCAAUGUCCCAUUCUGUGGCUCAGUAUUCUGAGCACAAAACGGAGAGUCUGAAGAAAAAGUUGAACGCGAAAGGCACGACUUUGCAAGGUUGCGUCAUCAAGUGCCACUCUCGCUACAGGGCAAGCAUAUGUUUUGAUACGGUUUGCAUGUGGUCGCCAAAUGUAGAUCUGACGGUGGCUCUUGACUACUUGGUGGUUUUCACCCUUGUGGUGCAAAAGAUGCGGGACCCUGCAAAUGCAAAUGACGCCAUCAGUUUUGAGGAACGCCUGCAGGAAACCCUGGCUUCAUGUGCAGAAGAUCAUGGAAUUGAUUUUUCCGACCUAAGUAUUCGUUUUGGCAUUUGGCAAGCCUGCGGAUUUUUUCUUGGACGCCUUAUUUUGCGGACCCCCACAGUGCGCAGCUUCGAACAGCUCAGAAAGAUGCGUCAAUGUUUGGAACCUUUCCGCCAGUACUCCAAGCAUGCCUCAAGGAGGAACUUGCUUUGGCAGUACAGUCCCACCCAUCUCCAAGACGCUUGGGAGCAACUUCAACGUGCAGUAGCCUACACAUGUGAAGUUGCAGGAGUGGACAACGCUAAGUUUAUGCACAAGAUACGCCAAUCGUACAAGGCAAAUGCAAGCGUUCGCGAGAGGCACCUUCAGACCUGGGAGCUAGAGCAUAUGGCCACGGAAGACCAACACAAGCAUCAGUCAAGGAAAGUGCGAUAUCGUUUGCGAAAGAAACGUUUUCCGAGGAGAAAACCACCGAGCAAGUUGUGUACACUGAAACGCUUGAAAGAGCUGCUUGUGAGAUGGGAGCUCAUCCUUACAAGAGAGUCCCGUUUGCUGGACAGGAAGCAUAGUAGACUCUUGAAACAGCAGAAGGCUCAGCGGAAGAAAGACCAAGAGAAGCGCAGGCGCCUGGAAAUCCAAAGCAAGAAGCGACUGCGAGAGGAACAGCGCUUGAGGAGAGAAGCGCAUAGCAAACGGAUGCGAUUUUCUGGCUUUAUGGAUGAUCUUCGGUGGAUUUGACAGAAGUGUCCAUGCUGUAAUUUGUUCAGCCCAAAAGGAUUAGGAAAGGUCACAGGCAGAAUGGCAGACUACUGGACAAUGUCGUGAUCAUGCACUCUUGUCCCGUCACCCAAGGCGUGUAGAAGGAUGGGUCUUCUGAAGACUUUACUGACAUUUUACUCGUCAACAGCUAUGACAUUAUGCUGCAUUGCUACAACAACGAUCAAUCAAGGUCGAGUUUCUGCUUCAGAUUUGAACAUCACUGUGACAAGGCUAUUUGUUCUCGUAUUUCGUAGGGGACUCCAACCCAGACACAGGCUCUUUGUUCGCCAUUUCUGAAGGGCCCAAGGAAUGGCUGCAAUUGCUUUCCAGCCGGAAACAUCCAAUAAUCUAAAGUGGCCCGGCGAAAAGUUGAAUGCAGGUAUUUCAUACUGUCACUGUGGACAUAUUGCUGUGCACUCAUGGAUAGAUAGUCAUUGUAGUGAAGCAC
Molecule: messenger RNA, 2057 nt
Organism: Cladocopium goreaui
Lineage: Eukaryota; Dinophyceae; Suessiales; Symbiodiniaceae
Source: the annotation of a GenBank genome assembly